Molecule: messenger RNA, 1323 nt
Organism: Diaporthe amygdali
Lineage: Eukaryota; Fungi; Ascomycota; Sordariomycetes; Diaporthales; Diaporthaceae
Exons: 2
Coding region: 1-1323 (440 amino acids)
Molecular function (GO): NAD binding; oxidoreductase activity, acting on the aldehyde or oxo group of donors, NAD or NADP as acceptor
Source: RefSeq, a predicted model, not a curated record
AUGUCGUCUUCAAGGUGGGUCACAUCGUCCCCGCAGGAACUCGGCACCACGCCAACAGGCCCAGACAGCGCAAAAAGGAUCCGUAUUCAUGCAGAGAAUGGUUCUAGAAUCACCGAGUAUGAAGGGAUCUCCAUUCAAAAGAGCGCGGGGCUGCUCUCAGGUCUCUCCUGUUUUCUCACCUCGUAUCUCUGCGCUCAAGCUACAAUCGUGAACUCUCUCACUAGGAUGGCCAAAGUAUUCAUUGUUGGCGGAACCGGCCAUACCGGCGGUGCUCUGCUAGACCUGAUGCUGCAAAAGCACCCACAGCUCAAAGUCAAGGUUCUAGUCCGCGAUGAGGAUAAAGGAGCGAGGCUGAAGGGUAAAUACCCAACCGUCCAGACCACCGUCGGCGACCUAUCCAGCAGUCAGACCCUGCAAGACGAGGCGCGCAACGCAGACAUCGUCAUCAACGCAGCGCCGGACAUCACGCACCAGGAUGGCAUAGAAGCCAUCCUGUCCGGGCUCAAAGACAACAGUCGGCUGCGAAAAGGCUUUUAUCUCCACCUCUCCGGCGCGGCCACCUUCUACACCAAGGACCCCAACGGCCUCAAAGAGGGCCGCAUCUGGGACGACGUGGCCGAUAUCGACGAGAUCCUCAACCUCGACCAAACCUACACGCAUAUCCCGACCGACAAUGCCGUCCGCUCGGCCAGCGCGGAUGUCUAUGUCGCCAUCAUCUCGCCCGUUGGCAUCGGCGGCAUCAGCCCCUCCCUCGAGCACCCCAUCCCCCUGACAACGGGGCCCCUGCUGAGCACGGCGCGCGCCUUCGGCUCCGGGUUCCAGAUCGCCGGCGGCGAGAACGAGAGCGGCUGGGUGCACGUGCUGGACCUGGCGCGCGCGUUCCUGCUGCUCGUCGACAACGCCCUCGAGGCCCUCGCCGCUGCCGGCGAGACCAGACAGCCCGCCGAGCCGGCCGGGUUCCCGCUCUGGGGCCCCAGGGCGUACUACUUUGUCCGCGCCGAGGACAUCCCCUUCCACGCCCUGCAGGCCGCGCUGGUCCCGCCGCUGCACCGGCUCGGCGUCAUCGCGUCGGACAAGGUCGAGAGCGUCACGCACACCCGCGCCGCGCGGACCUGCCUCGCUGGGAGUGCCGAGUUUGACCCGGACGCGCCGCUGCCGCCGCCCGACUCGUGGGUUAUCCACCUUGCGACCUGGUUUGGGAUCAAUAUGCGGGUGCGGUCUGAGCGGUUGGCGGCGCUUGGGUGGAAGCCGGUUGAGAAGAGCAUCCUUGAGGACUGGGAGGUGGCUAUUCGAGAGUUUCUGAGGAGGGAGGCCGCCACAUAG